CGGCAGACGCCGUAGUCGUCCCACAGGCUCGGCCCGACUCUUUCUGCGCUGGCUGACAGUGUACAUCGCGGUGCGCGGUCGGUGGGCGGAUCUGGCGCCUCCCACGCCUGACUCCCGGCCUCUGCAGUCAGACCCCCGAGGCAGAGAGAGUGUCGCUUUCUCUGUCUUCAGACUCCUGCAGUGGCCCCUGAGUUAAUGCUCCCUCUUGCGAUUGCUCCAGCGCCCGGGUGCAGGCCGAGCAGCCCCUGUUUUCUGCGGACCAGGCGGGUGGGUGCGCGUCCUUCCUCCUCCUCGUUCUCCCCCCGCACUCCCGCAGCCCCCGCCCCCUCGCGCCGCGUCUCCUCCCCGGCUGCGGGCAGACCGCUCCACACCGCCGCAGCGCAUCGCGUGUGGACGGCCUACGAGAGGCACACACGCCCACAUCCACUCCGCCACCGCUGCCCAGCAUGUCGGCGCUCGAGUGGUACGCCCACAAGUCCCUGGGCGACGGCAUCUUCUGGAUUCAGGAACGCUUCUAUGAGUCGGGCAACCGUGCCAACAUCUGGCUGGUGCGCGGCUCCGAGCAGGACGUGGUGAUCGACACGGGCCUGGGGCUGCGCAGCCUCCCGGAGUACCUGUACUCCUCCGGCCUCUUGCAGGACCGCGGGGCCAAAGAGGACUCGGCGUGCCGGCCGCUGCUGGCCGUGGCCACCCACGUGCACUUCGACCACUCCGGCGGCCUGUACCAGUUCGACCGGGUGGCGGUGCACCACGCCGAGGCCGAGGCGCUGGCUCGCGGGGACAACUUUGAGACCGUGACCUGGCUGUCGGAUAGUGAGGUGGUGCGGGCGCCCAGCCCUGGCUGGAGGGCCAGGCAGUUCCGAGUGCAGGCGGUGCAGCCCACCCUCAUCCUGCAGGAUGGGGAUGUGAUCAAUCUUGGUGACAGACAGCUCACUGUUAUGCACAUGCCUGGUCACUCCAGGGGCAGUAUUUGCUUACAUGACAAAGACCGAAAGAUUCUCUUCAGUGGAGACGUCGUGUAUGAUGGAUCACUGAUUGACUGGCUCCCGUACAGCAGGAUAAGUGACUAUGUUGGAACCUGUGAACGUCUGAUAGAAUUAGUCGACAGAGGUCUGGUAGAGAAGGUGCUUCCUGGGCACUUCAAUACCUUUGGCGCUGAAAGGCUUUUUCGAUUGGCUUCUAACUAUAUUUCAAAAGCCGGGAUAUGUCACAAAGUUUCUACUUUUGCGAUGAGAUCUCUUGCAAGUUUAGCCUUACGUGUAACAAAUUCUAGGACCUCACCUUAGUAUCUAUACUAUUAAUCUAUUUUGAUUAAUUCUCUAAGUUAAUCCAAUUCAUUUUGUGCUGUUUAAAAUGAUGAAUAGUGAGCAUUUCAAGAAGUGCUUUUAUACUACUAUUGUAUAUUAGAGGAAAAAAGGUUGAGAAUGAAUAAGCCAAAAAAGAUGUGCUUAGUUUAACUUUUUUUUCUUUCUUCCAAAUAAGAAACCACUUAAAUAAGUUUAUAUCGUACCAAAGCUGUCAUCUGGUAAUAUUUUCUCUAGAAAUGAUAUAGAAGUAUAUGUGGAAGCAAGGAUGCAUUUUACAGUAAGAAAAAGAACUAUCUUUGCAUCCCAUUUGUCUUAUUUUAUUUCAUAGAUGACUAGAAAAGAAAGCAUAAAGAGUUUUCUGUUUAUACUCCAAACUUGAUAUUUUUAGUAUAUUAUUUAAAGAUAAAAGUUCUUGGGUUUAAAAUACAUUAGAACUCAAUGGAAACAUGUAAGCUAACAUUUAGAAUGACAGCUAAAACAAUUCAUUGUUAUGGUACAGAAUUUUUAUGCUUCAUUUUAUUUAUUCCUAAUGUAAUUAUAGUGUACAUUAUAUGUUGUGAAAUUUUACUUACAAAAGGUACAAUGAAUUUUGUUUUAUUGCCAAGCUUUAAAUAUAAAUUGCAGAGUGGUUCAGUCAAAAGCUACUGUAUAUUGUUGUUUGUUAUUAUGUAUGUGUAAUAUUUCAAUCAUAAAAGUGAAAUUCACAUGUCUGUAAUCUAACUACAAAUUGUCAGAUUUCUCAAAAGGACACUGUCAGGCAAAUUUGAAAAUAUACACAUUGAGAAUAAUUUUUUAUUAUAUCCUAUUUUAAUAUUAACAGUUAUUAUAAACAAAAUUUUUGUUAAAUAGUAGCUUCAGUAUAUGUAUCAUAUUUUAUAGUAUCCAAACUAUAGAAGUCUACAACAUCCUGACAUAAACCAUUCUUUUACUUAGCAUAGAUAUACCACAGAAGGCUUUUCAAAUUAAUUGCAAAAUGUGCAUUAGAUAUUGACUUAGAGUGAACUGCCUUUUUUAUCCUGAUUCACAACACCUAUUCCUGUUUGGUGUUCUUUGUCUUGAAUGAAAAGAAGUCUACAUUAAUAAAGUUAUAGGAAAAGUUAUCCCACUGUUUAGUAAAAUGUUUUGGUUUGGUGCUCUUAAUAAUUUAUUAAAAAGCCUUUUGGAAUAUUUCAUAAAGGUUUUUUAAGCAGUUUUUUCACUGCCUUUUUAUUAUUGACAUGUCUAAAACCAAACUGAGAUGGCUUUAGGAAUCAGAUUUUUAGUAUUAGGAAUGUGUAACAAUUUUGAUUUCUGAAAAAUCAUGAAACUUUUCCUACGCUACACUCACCAGGUUCUUUAGUCUUUUAUUCAUUCAACACACAACACACACAAACACAUACACAUACAUACACCAUACAUACACACAGUCAUAUACAUGCACAGUAUUGUGCUAAACACUGUGGAAGCUUAAAAAGUCAAAGAGAUUACAUCCUAGCUGGAAGUAGAAGGCAAACAAGACAUGAAUAAUAAUAUAUGCAGGUUGAAGUGAAUACAAAUUACACACGAGUGUCAGGGACAUAAAUGGAGGAGUGUGAAGUUUGGUUAGGGAAAGAUUCCUGGGGGAGGGGUUCUUGAGUCAUAUUUGGAAGGAUGAUUUGUUAGGUGGUCAGGGUACGAGACAAAAAGACCCAAGAAUGGGGUCGGAGGCAUUACUGACUAGAGUAGGCUAUUCCUUGUGACAAUUUAAAUUUAAUUUUCAGGAAUCUUAGAUUUUCCAAACACCACGUAUUUAGCAUGAGAAAGAUGAGUUUGUGACUGUGUAUACAAGAAUCAUCCUUAAUGACAAACAAGUUGUACUGCCAUAUGCCACCAAAUGAACCUUUACUUAUAAUCAGUAAGGAGGCUGUGAUUGUUCAGAUGUAGAAUAUCACAGGAGUGUCUUUGUGAUAGUAUUCAAGGCCGUAGGUCUGUUUCAAUUGGUAGUGCAACAUCAAGAGUAUAGAUUUGGUUCAGGGCAACUACAAACAAUCACUGAAUAAGCCUUAAAUAUAGCCAUUAUUUUUAUAUCAGCAGCACAAGAGAAAACCAAAAGUCCUUAACCAUUGACCAUUUUAUCAUACUUUAGGACUUUUUUUUUUUAAAUCAGGGUAUAGUAGGCACUAAGUUUUAUUGAGAAAUAUUUAAACCUGAUGAAGGCUUUCCUUAUUUCUUAAAAGUGUGAUUUUUCAAAACACAUUGAUUUUAGUUUUAAAUUUCCCCAAUUUUUUUUUGUUUUUUUAGUUUUUCAAAUUGUACCAAAACAUAAGACUGUGAUAUUUUGCUCUUUCUUCAAUGUGAAUAAAUUGGAGAAAGGAUCUGUCAUUCGUUUGGUGCCCUUGCUAUGCAUUUUUAAAUGUGCAUUAUUUAAUUUAAUCCUGGCCCCAGUGCCAGGAAGUAAUUGACCAGCCUCACACAACACAGGUUUGGACAAAGCUGGUAAUUGAACACAGGUCUGUCUGCCUCCCAAACUGUGCUUUCUCUUAUACCUGCACAAUAACAUAAAAUUGGCAAAGUGUAUUUUUACUUUUCAAGAUGCCACGUGUGCCAAGAAUAAAUCAAGUGAUGUUAAAGCAUAAUAAUAGCAUAUUUUAAAAAAAGCUUUAAAAAUAUAUAUUUUCACCCUGACAGUGACCCUUGUUGUAAUUUGUGGAUUUUGGAAAUAAUAGUACAUAAGUAUAAUUCAAAGUUGUCAAAAUGUAAGACAUUUAGAAAUAAUUUUUAUUUAUAUAGUUAAUAACUUAAUCUUUGGAAAUUCAUUUUCCUUAUUUUGUGUUUCCUUUUAACUGAGAAGUCUAAAACAAACAAAAACCUUGUGUGUUAUCCUGAUAUGGUUGAAUAAAUGAUUAUGCGUAGUUGUUCUUAUAUGGAUAGUAAUAUGAAUGUGACAUGCACAAAUUGUCGUCUUAUGAUUUUCAGAUAAGUGUUAGUAAACUUUUGUGUGAUCAGUAUUAAAGUAGACAUUUUAUUUCAAUCUA
Messenger RNA from Equus caballus (horse), 4300 nucleotides. RefSeq names its product metallo-beta-lactamase domain containing 2 (gene MBLAC2). Lineage: Eukaryota; Metazoa; Chordata; Mammalia; Perissodactyla; Equidae. The record is from RefSeq and is a predicted model, not a curated record.